AUGGCAUUGAUAGAUAGUUUGAUCGCCCUCUACAACGAAGCAUACGAGAACAGAGAGCCGUUGUGUGAUGGCUACCCACUGCUAGACUCCCCUGUUGGGGUCCUGACGAUCGUUGCUGUCUAUCUAAUGGUGGUCUGGCAGGGGCCAAAACUUAUGCAGCACCGCAGGCCAGUUGAUUUGAAAGGGAUAAUUAUAGUCUACAACAUCGUCAUGGUCUUUGUAUCAGCAUUCAUUUGUUUUGGGGGUAUCUACGCGAUCGUGUGUAUCGGCGGCCUGAAAGUGUUCUGCGAGGGUUCCAACAACACCUUCAACUUUGAUGACGAGAAGAGGAGAUAUUACUACGUCAACCUAGCCUGGUUAUUCUUCAUAUCGAAGUUGGUCGAGUUUUUAGACACGGUUUUCUUCAUCGUCCGCAAGAAAAACAACCACGUGAGUUUUCUGCAUGUGUACCACCACACCACCACGGCAUUGUUUACAUGGACGGGUCUCAAGUUUUUUACUGGGGGCAACAACAUAGUGUAUGGAGUUGUCAACAGUUUUAUCCAUGUCGUCAUGUACACGUACUAUGCCCUGGCAGCCUUUGGACCUGAGAUGACGAAGUAUCUCUGGUGGAAGAAAUAUCUCACCAGAUUGCAAAUUAGCCAGUUUAUGAUCUUCAUCACCUACGGUCUCUGGAACGAAAUCUACGGCUGCCCGUUCUCCAAGACUUUCGUCUACCUGACCUUCGUCCACAUCUUCAUCAUUCUCCUGCUGUUCAUCAACUUCUACGUGCAGUGCUACAACCGCGCACAGGUCAAGGCUAGAGCCAAGGUCAACGGCCGCUAUUUGCGCGCUGAAGAGCUGAGCAACGUGGGAGAUGCAGUAAAAAAAUUAAACUGA
Physella acuta is the source of this 879-nucleotide messenger RNA. RefSeq names its product elongation of very long chain fatty acids protein 4-like. The record is from RefSeq and is a predicted model, not a curated record. Gene Ontology annotation, molecular function: fatty acid elongase activity. Gene Ontology annotation, cellular component: endoplasmic reticulum membrane. NCBI's taxonomy places the organism in Eukaryota, Metazoa, Mollusca, Gastropoda, Physidae. Gene Ontology annotation, biological process: very long-chain fatty acid biosynthetic process; sphingolipid biosynthetic process; fatty acid elongation, saturated fatty acid.